AUGAAGGCCGUCGCGCAGCAGCAGCCCGGCGCGUCCAGUCGGCCGCCCGAACAAGUGCGGGGCGGGGAGGCGGGGUGGGCGACCACGGGGGCCCCCGCGGGCCCUUCAGGAAGGAACGCUGGGGGAGGGACUGGGACUCCGGAUGCGCCCAGGAAAAGGGUGCGGCCGUCGAGCAACACGACAGAUGGCGAAUCGGAUGGCCCGGUGAAGCGAGGGCUGUUUGAGAAGGAUUUGCCUGGCAUAAUGUAUGGCUACGGUGACAGUGAGACCCCGAGGCAAGAAACAGUGGAGCUGGUUGAGGACAUAGUGUUUGAGUAUGUCUCUGGACUACUCCACAAGGCCAUGGAGACGGCAUCCUUGAGGGGGAAGCUGAAGUAUGAAGACUUUAUGUUCCAAGUCCGAUCGGAACCGCAGAAAAUAGAGAGGAUUCAAGAACUGCUGCAGAAAAAUGAAGAGAUAAAGAAGGCUCGCAAGCAAAUGGAUUUAGACAAUGCGGAUUAA
This is a messenger RNA of Ostreobium quekettii, 501 nucleotides long. NCBI's taxonomy places the organism in Eukaryota, Viridiplantae, Chlorophyta, Ulvophyceae, Bryopsidales, Ostreobiaceae. The record is from the annotation of a GenBank genome assembly.